Messenger RNA from Camelina sativa (false flax), 1281 nucleotides. The record is from RefSeq and is a predicted model, not a curated record. Lineage: Eukaryota; Viridiplantae; Streptophyta; Magnoliopsida; Brassicales; Brassicaceae.
CAAGCAAAAAGCCAAAUCAUAACCCAAAAAAGGUUCAUUCUUUGGUGGGGCUUCACUUCAGAGUUCAGACAGAUAAAAAGCUUCUUCUUUUAUCCCACUCGUUUUUUUGGUCUAUCGGAAACCACCCUGGUUUCUCCUGAAAUCUCCCAACUUUCCGGUUUCCCGGCGAAAACCCAGAUGGCAAACGAAGAUAACGGCAGUAACAGCAAUGACCCAUUACGCCAAUACUUGAUCAUCCCUAGAAUCAACCAACCACCGUCUCUGUUUCCUUUACCGGAGGAACACAACGACGUCACGAUCCCGAUGCCAAUGACUCCAUCGCAAUUCAAAAACCGAUUAAUCUUCGGCUCUAAAAAAGAUUCAUCUCUUCUCGUCGACGCUCUCUCUCAAAACCCUUCUUCUCCUUCAUCCUCUGCCACAACUUCGUUCUCCGAUUCACUAGACCUCCUUAUCCCACCUCCGGAGCCUAGUGUACUACCGGUGCGGAAACCUAAACCGGCUCACCAUUUCCACCGCUCUAAAACAGCUCCUGCUAUGGCUGCAAUCAACGAUAUAACUCACCCACAUGAUCAGAAAACAGAGCAAACUGGUUCGAAAACGAUCGUAAGACAAGCUGUUGCUCUGCUUGUUGUGUAUCUCUCUUUAGGUGUGCUUCUCUAUUGGCUCAAUCGAGAUAGCUACAAUGUGAUUCAGACUCAUCCUGUUGUUGAUGCUUUGUACUUUUGUAUUGUGACAAUGUGUACAAUUGGGUAUGGAGAUAUCACGCCCGAUAGCGUGUUGACGAAGCUGUUUUCGAUAUUGUUUGUGCUCGUUGGGUUUGGUUUUAUUGAUAUAUUGCUUAGUGGAAUGGUUACUUAUGUUCUUGAUCUUCAAGAAAACUAUAUGUUAGAAGCUGCGAGGAACGAUAGCUUGGAUGACAGGGAGAAAGCGAGAUCGUAUAUAAUCGAUAUCAAGAAAGGGAGGAUGAGGAUUAGGUUGAAAGUUGGGUUGGCAUUGGGUGUUGUGGUCUUAUGCGUUGGAUUUGGGGUUUUGAUUAUGCAUUUUGUCGAGGAAAUCGGGUGGUUCGAUUCGUUUUAUUUCUCGGUUAUGUCGGUUACUACAGUUGGUAAAGCAGAGUAUGUGAUAUACAAAUUAAAGAAGAUGGAAAAAAUAACGGAUAAGGACAUUAACCCGAUUGGUAACCAGUUUGACAAGCUUGACAGAACCAAUAGUGGAAGGAUUACUCUUCUAGAUCUCUUGGAAACCAGCACUGAUGACUUAUCCACUGCAACUUCUGUUUAG